Mugil cephalus (flathead mullet) is the source of this 2565-nucleotide messenger RNA. RefSeq names its product transmembrane and immunoglobulin domain containing 1 (gene tmigd1). NCBI's taxonomy places the organism in Eukaryota, Metazoa, Chordata, Actinopteri, Mugiliformes, Mugilidae. The record is from RefSeq and is a predicted model, not a curated record. The transcript has 6 exons. Bases 158 to 913 code for a protein of 251 amino acids.
GCAGAGGGAGAAGUUAUAAAAGUGACCUGUGAAGCAUAUAAGGGCUACCCGAGAGCGAAGCAGCUCUUCACAUCUGCAUAUCACACACACAGAACACUUCAAGGAAACGACAAGAAAUAAGAAGAAGCAGUCAUUUUCAGGUCCGUCCAAGAGAACAAUGACGACGACGUUCAGAACAGCUCUUCUCCUCUUGCUCCUCUGCUGUGCAACCCAGAUAUUAGGCAUUAGUAUCCAGACUACGCCAGAUGCCGAUGGGGGUGUUAUAGCAACAGAGCUGGACAAGACUGUGUCCCUGGUUUGUGCGCUUGGUGCCAGCUCUGAGACUGAAGAUGACAAUGAGCUGGUCUGGCUCAGAAAUAGCGCUUUGGUCAGUCUCGUGGAAGAAAACAAGAAGGGUCGCAGCAGCGUGUGUGUUUCGCCUGUGAUCUAUGACGACAACGAUGCCACUUUCACCUGUUACCAGCGCACAAAUGACACUGUCAGGAUGUCUGUCACCCUGAAUGUCACAUAUCCCCCACAGCUCUCCGGGGCUGAGGAUGUUGUAGUGGAGGAGGAGGCCGAGCUCGUCCUGCAGUGCAACAUCCAGGCCAAUCCACCGGUCUCAUCUGUGUCGUGGACACAUAACGGAACCGCGGUGGACCUGUUAGCGGGCGGCUUCAGCGUGACCAACGACGGCUUUACAAGCCAGCUCAGAUCCAGGUUCGGUGAGAGAGGCCUGCACGAAGGCACAUACAGCUGCACGGCCGUCUCUCCCAAAUAUGGAUCGCACAGCAAGGUUUUCCAUGUGUCAGUAACAGACAAGACCAUUAAGUUUCCGCUGAUGCCCAUGAUAGCAGGAAUUGUGGUGGUGUGCCUCACUGCGCUUCUUGCCAUUGUUGCGCGGUGGAAGAAAAUCGCAAAGUGUUGCAAGUAAGUGAGGAAGUGUGAAGGUUUCCUCGUCUCCACCGCAUUGAGGCAAGCCACGAAGACACCAUCACUCUCUUGUGUGUGCAAGAGACCAUUACCUAUUUAUGAAGCCUAGUUUUAAAAUUUAUAUCAGCUGCUAAUAAUAGAUGUCAUUAGUUUUAUUUAGCGCAAGCGCUGGAAUUGAAGGGAAACACGGAUUAAACAAAGAAUAGAUGCACUGGUAGGUUGUUUUGGUACAUCUGGACAAAUCCAGGUUCACUGUUGCACUAGAGUGGGGUCACUGUCCUCACCGGCUAAUCAACAUUUUCCUCUCAAAUGUCCUUUGAAAUCAUACACAACGUACCAAUUAUCACUGGGAGAUCUAUGGAGUCUGUGUUAUGACAUCAAGCUUUUCAUUUUGUGAUGGCGCCAGACCUUUAUGAUGCUGGGGUUUAACAUGCAAUUGCUGGUUUGAUUGUUAAUGUCUUUGUCAUAAAAAUAGACCAAAACUAGAAUCUCACGAACUUAGAAGAUACACAGCUCAGUUUGGGACAUCACAAAAAGUAGGCCACGUGUUGAGUUAUGGGUUAAAAUUAUUGAGUUAUGUAAAUUUAUGUAGUAACUAGAGCUUAAUGUACCAACACGUGCCAAAUGUCUCGCACGCAAUCGAAGUCUGCGUUUCCAGUCUCCAUAUUUGCGCUGAACUUCUACCUCUUGACUCAACAACACGGCAAAAGGCUCGUUAAAAUUGUGUUAUACAUUUACUUUUAAUGAGACAAAAGUACAGGGACUGUGAGGUUGCAAGGGUCAAGGUCUAGGUCUUUGUGUUAUUACCAAUAAAAAAAAAAGCACUUAACAGGUUCACAUAAAACAACGCAAUAUGCAACGUGUAGGUCUGUAGUGACAUCUGCUGGUCCCCUCACCUCCAAACCUUCCUAAUCCAUCAUGUCUGUCAGGUGAAUGUGAGGAAAGGUAGGGAAGAAAAUGACAAGCCUCACCAUGUACGAUUAAAAAUAGCAUUUAGUGAUCUGUAAUUCUUGUUCUGUCUUGGACUAACGGCACAUGUUGUAUUUAUUAAAGUUAACUUUCUGAAGAAUAGAAUUAUAUGAUCAUCUGAGCUCAUUGUGUGUUCAUCUUAGAUUUGUAUUAUUUUUUUUCAUCAUUUUUAUUGGUGUAUCUAAAUGAGAUGAGGACAUUUUACUGUCCUCCAAGUAUAUCAUAAUUAUUUAUAAUUCAAUAAACCCCCCCCUACUGUCUGUUAGUUAUAACAACAUCUGUCUGACACAAAGUCAACAAAAACUGAAAAUUAAACAGAUAAGCUUUAUUGCUGAACAUGUCGCACUGGAUUGCAUUUGAGCGUAGCUGAAAUCACUGUAGUUUGUGGCGUAUAUGAAAAAGUGACAAUCUGGGUUGAUUAUAGAUACAUGUACAGAUAUGUUGGUAAAUUAUUAUUUUUUUCACAUGGAAAUGGUGUUCAAAACUGUCAAGGAUUUGUAUCUGUUUUAAUAGAACUGCAUUAAAUCUGUAAAGAGGGCUCUGUUAAAUACAAUUACAUGAUCGUCAGUCACUUUUAAAGAAAAGGCAUUACUGUAAUAAAUUGUAAUUGAAAAGUAGACUAUGAAGUUUGUUAUGAAAAUAUCUUUUCUCUUGACCUAAUAAAAAAAGUAAUAACAAUAAUAA